Molecule: messenger RNA, 1427 nt
Organism: Prunus mume (Japanese apricot)
Lineage: Eukaryota; Viridiplantae; Streptophyta; Magnoliopsida; Rosales; Rosaceae
Source: RefSeq, a predicted model, not a curated record
UGUCGAUUCGGAAUAUGCCAUGCUUCUGACAAGAAGGGUUGCUUAUGGUGCAACUGAAGCUAUAAGGUAUCCAAGUGAUGAUUUUGAUAGGAUUUGGGAUGCAGUGGAGGUUGGCAAUGGACUAGUAAAAGUCACAACUGAUGCACAAACUAUUGAUACAUCUGUGCCUGAUCAGCCUCCUGUAGCUGCUUUCCAGUAUGGAAUAACAACCUCAAAAACAUCUGAAGCAAUACUUCUGGUCACUGAUCUUCCACCCGUUGAAGUUCCCAUCUACAUCAUCAUGUACUUCUCCGAAGUAAACGAACUUGAUUCGACCCAAACCAGAUCCUUCGAGAUCUACAUCGACGGCAAGUCUCACUUCGACCCCAUUGUUCCAGUCUAUGGAAGUGUCGUUGAGAUGUCCAUUACCAACAUAAGUGCUUCUUCAAACACUUCCUUCUCUUUGGUGGCUACUUCGGACUCGACACUUCCUCCUUUGAUCAAUGCCAUGGAAGUUUAUUAUGUCAGCGGUCCGAUCACGGAUGGAACUGAUAGCAAAGAUGUGGCAGGUUUAGCUACGUUGCAAGAUAAGUUUAGCAUACUACAGGAAUGGACUGGUGACCCAUGCCUCCCGUCCCCAUUUACAUGGGAUUGGGUCAAUUGUUCUGCUGACGACACACCCCGCGUCACAGCACUCUAUCUGAGUGGCUUUGGUCUCUCUGGGCAACUCCCAGAAUUCAGCUCCUUGGAUGCUCUUCAGACAAUAGACUUGCAUAACAACAGCUUGAGUGGAUCCAUUCCUGAUUUUCUUGGCGCCUUACCUAAUCUAAAACAAUUGAAUUUGGCAGACAAUAAACUCAGUGGACCCAUACCAACCACAAUUUCAAACAAUAACAAGCUGAAGUUAGUGUCAUCAGGCAACCCUAAUCUGUGUGCCUCUGGUGGGUCCUGUAAGACAAUAGUUGAUAACAGUGGAGGUCCUUCUUCUGGUAGCAGCAGCAAGAAGAAAAGCAGCAAGCUACCAUUAAUUCUUGGAAUUGCAAUUCCAGCUUUCUUUGUUUUCUGGGUUAUUGUGGUGAUCUUUGUCUGUUCUAUGAACCAAAGUAAAAGGAGAAGAGCAGCUGCCAUAGCAGCAACCAAUGCAGGACAAAACAGUGGGCCCAAUAUGCCUAAUGGCCCACCACUACAAGGAGCACCAAUGAACCCACAGAUGUUGGGUAAAUUUGGAGAAGUUAUGAUGAAUCAGUUUGCAGGCGAUGAUGAAGACCGAGGAACACCAGAGCAAGGAACACCUGAGCAAAUUAGAAAUCAACAGGUUGAAGAAAGGCCACUACAGUAUUGAGUUGCUCAAGUUCCCUUUUGUUUAUAUAGUUGUUGUUGAGCCAAAAUUGUAUCCAUGAUUAGUUGUGUUUGAAAUUUCUUAAAUAUGUUUUCCCCCAAUGAUCCAC